UAAAUACAUUUAGGUGACACAUGUAUCCAAAUAAAAUUUUUAAACAUCUCUACAUACACCACUAUAUACCAAAAAUCGGAUCAUAAAUCGGGGUGUUACAGCUUAUUUAUUUGUUGUUUAUCUUCAACGGCAUAGCCAAUAGUUCCUUGAUUUCAUUGGGAGUUGAGGGAAACAUGGAUAGCUCGCUUGGGCUUUUGUUGGUGACGAUAACUUUCGCCUUCAUUUAUAUUGGUCAUGCUCAAGACCAAGAAGGGUUCAUCAGUUUGGAUUGCGGGCUACCUGCAAAUGAACUGUCUCCUUAUAGCGACACUUAUACUAGACUGUCGUUCUCUUCCGACGAAAAUUUCAUACAGAGCGGAAAAAUUGGUCGAAUCCAAGCAAACCAAGAAAGCGAAUUCGGGAAGCCAUACCGAACGCUGAGAUAUUUUCCCAAUGGAACACGAAACUGUUACAAUCUAAGUGUGGAGAAAGGCAGAAAUCAUUUGAUCAGGGCUUAUUUUAUAUAUGCAAAUUAUGAUGGUUUUGAUAUUAACCCCAAUUUUGAUCUGUAUCUUGGACCUAAUCUAUGGGACACGAUAGAUUUGCAAGAACAAGUGAAUGGUCGACGGGCCGAGAUAUUGCACAUUCCAAUAUCAAACUCGUUGCAGAUUUGUCUGGUUAAGACAGGGACGACUACUCCGUUCAUAUCCACCUUGGAGAUACGUCCAAUGGGAAAUGAUACUUAUAUCACUGAUUCUGGUUCCCUCAAAUUUUUCUUUCGGAGAUAUCUUACGGAGUCGGAGAAUUUCAUAAGGUACCCUAGCGAUAUCUAUGAUCGGGUAUGGCUUCCGUACUUCCAGAGGGAAUGGACCCAGAUUUCCACCACAUUCCAAGUAAAUAAUUCAAACAAUGGUUAUGCUCCACCAAAAGCAGCACUUACAACUGCUGCAACACCUACAAAUUCCAGUGCGCCACUGACGAUCCAAUGGAAUUCGAGUAACGUUAAUAAUCAAUAUUACUUCUACAGACACUUCGCUGAGAUCCAAGAGUUGCAGACCAACGAAACCAGGGAGUUCAACAUAGUUUGGAAUGGAGAAGUUAUACACAGCCUAUUCACUCCUCCAAAAUUUAUUGCAUUUACUAUCUAUAGCGCGUCGCCAAGAACUUGUGAAGGAGGGGAAUGCAGUCUUCAGCUGACAAGAACCAACAGAUCAACUCUUCCACCUCUGCUUAACGCUAUUGAGGUCUACACAGUUAUCCAGUUUCCGCAGUCUGAAACAAAUGAAAUCGACGUGAUUGCUGUCCAAAACAUCAAAACCACCUAUGGAAUAAGUAGAAUCAGCUGGCAAGGAGAUCCAUGCGUCCCUCAACAGUUUAUAUGGGACGGCUUAAACUGCAGCAACACGGAUAUCACUACACCACCAAGAAUCAUUCAUUUAAACUUGUCAUCAAGUGGUCUAAUUGGAACCAUAACGGAUGUCAUUCAGAAUCUUACAUUACUAGAAACUCUGGACUUGUCCAAUAAUAAUUUGAUUGGAGAGGUGCCAGACUUUUUAGGCAACAUGAAAUCUUUGGUGUUCAUAAACAUAAGCAUGAAUGAUCUUAGUGGUUUGAUUCCUCAGGCUCUUCAGAGGAAAGGACUAGAGUUAUUUUCUCAAGGGAACCCGAGACUUUGUCUCUCUGGUUCAUGCCUACCUCCGAAACCCAAGCCAUUUCCGGUGGCAAUUGUCGCAUCAGUAGCAUCUGUGGCCAUAAUUAUCGUUGCUGUUUUGGUACUUACUUUUGUUUUAAGAAAGAAAAGGCCGUCAAUUGUGGGAGCUCAACAACGACAGCCAAGUAUAUCGUCUGUGAAUGUUACGUAUACAAAUUCACCUGUUUCAUCAAUCCAAACCAAUAAAAGAAGUUUUACAUAUUCAGAGGUCCUUAAUAUGACAAACAACUUCCAAAGGGUUGUUGGGGAAGGAGGAUUUGGUAUUGUCUACCACGGUACUCUAUAUGGUUAUGAACAAGUAGCUGUUAAGCUCCUUUCUCAAUCAUCAACUCAAGGCUAUAAGCAAUUCAAGGCAGAAGUUGAUCUUCUUAUGAGAGUUCACCACACCAAUUUGGUAAACCUGGUAGGAUACUGUAACGAAGGAGAUCACUUGGCUUUGAUAUACGAGUUUGUGUCAAAUGGGGACUUAAGACAGCAUCUGACAGGGAAAGGAGGUAGAUCUAUUAUCAACUGGAGCAUUCGGCUACAAAUAGCUGUGGAUGCUGCAUCAGGUUUGGAGUACUUACACAUUGGGUGCAUACCACCAAUGGUUCAUAGAGAUGUCAAAACCACAAACAUAUUGUUAGACGAGCAGUUUAAGGCCAGGCUCGCUGAUUUUGGGUUGUCCAGAUCUUUUCCAGUAGGAGAUGAAUCUCAUGUUUCGAUGAUGAUUGCUGGUACUCCUGGAUACCUUGAUCCCGAAUAUUACCGUACAAAUCGGUUGACCGAGAAGAGCGACGUGUACAGCUUCGGGAUUGUGUUACUAGAGAUGAUCACAAACCAACCCGUGAUUGACCAAUCCCGUGAAAAGUCUCACAUAACAGAGUGGGUCGGGUUAGAGGUAAAUAGCGGAGAUAUUAGGAGUAUCAUGGAUCCAAACCUUCAAGAAGACUACGACUCUGAUUCUGCAUGGAGAAUUUUUGACUUGGCAAUGUCAUGUGUAAAUCCUUCUUCCAAAAGACGCCCAAGCAUGUCUCAGGUUGUUGUCGAACUGAAGGAGUGUCUUGAAUCUGAAAAAUCGAGGAGAAAUAUGAGUAGAGGCAGGAUGGACUCUCAUAGAUCGGCUGAAGUUACCGUGCUCGUUGAUACUGAGAUGUUUCCUAUAGCUAGAUAGGACGACUCUUUAGGAAAAGAACCUACAUGUGUUGUGUAAUAAGCUUUUGGAUAUAGAAGUAUUGCCCAAAAGGAUAAAACAAAUAUUCUAUUUUCACUAUUUCUGAGUAAGAUUUAAGAAUUGAAACAUGAGCUUGGCCACUUGGAUGGCUCCUGGGGAAAAGGGAUGGCGUCCUCUGUGUUAGCUUGCUAGUUUUAUCUUCUUGUAAUUCUAACUAGACUUUGACCCGCGCGCCUGCGCGGGUGUAUAUUUUGAAAAAUAUGUUGAUA
Molecule: messenger RNA, 3112 nt
Organism: Brassica napus (rape)
Lineage: Eukaryota; Viridiplantae; Streptophyta; Magnoliopsida; Brassicales; Brassicaceae
Product: probable LRR receptor-like serine/threonine-protein kinase At5g59680
Exons: 14
Coding region: 174-2843 (889 amino acids)
Biological process (GO): protein phosphorylation
Molecular function (GO): ATP binding; protein kinase activity; protein binding
Source: RefSeq, a predicted model, not a curated record